AUGGGGGAGCUGAGGGGGGCGUCCGGCUCCGGUUCGGUGGUGCUCCCCGCGGGGAUGAUUAACCCUUCGGUGCCGAUCCGCAACAUCCGGAUGAAAUUCGCAGUGUUGAUUGGACUCAUACAGGUCGGAGAGGUCAGCAACAGGGACAUCGUGGAGACGGUGCUCAACCUGCUGGUUGGUGGAGAAUUUGACUUGGAGAUGAACUUUAUUAUCCAGGAUGCUGAGAGUAUAACAUGCAUGACAGAGCUAUUGGAGCACUGUGAUGUAACAUGUCAAGCAGAAAUCUGGAGCAUGUUUACAGCCAUUCUACGAAAAAGUGUUCGGAAUUUACAGACUAGCACAGAAGUUGGGCUAAUUGAACAAGUUUUGCUGAAAAUGAGUGCUGUAGAUGACAUGAUAGCAGAUCUUCUAGUUGAUAUGUUGGGGGUUCUUGCCAGCUACAGCAUCACUGUCAAGGAGUUGAAGCUUUUGUUCAGCAUGCUUCGAGGAGAAAGUGGAAUCUGGCCAAGACAUGCAGUAAAAUUAUUAUCAGUUCUUAAUCAGAUGCCACAAAGACACGGUCCUGAUACUUUUUUCAAUUUCCCUGGUUGUAGUGCUGCGGCAAUUGCUUUGCCUCCUAUUGCAAAGUGGCCUUACCAGAAUGGCUUCACCCUAAACACUUGGUUUCGUAUGGAUCCAUUAAAUAACAUUAAUGUUGAUAAGGAUAAACCUUAUCUUUAUUGUUUUCGUACUAGCAAAGGAGUUGGUUACUCUGCUCAUUUCGUUGGCAACUGUUUAAUAGUCACAUCACUCAAGUCCAAAGGAAAAGGUUUUCAGCACUGUGUGAAAUAUGAUUUUCAACCACGUAAGUGGUACAUGAUCAGCAUUGUCCACAUUUACAAUCGAUGGAGGAACAGUGAAAUUCGGUGUUACGUUAAUGGACAACUGGUAUCCUAUGGUGAUAUGGCUUGGCAUGUUAACACAAAUGAUAGCUAUGACAAGUGCUUUCUCGGAUCUUCAGAAACUGCUGAUGCAAAUAGGGUAUUCUGUGGUCAACUCGGUGCCGUGUAUGUGUUCAGUGAAGCACUCAACCCAGCACAGAUAUUUGCAAUUCAUCAGUUAGGACCUGGAUAUAAGAGUACCUUCAAGUUUAAAUCUGAGAGUGAUAUUCAUUUGGCAGAACAUCAUAAACAGGUUCUAUAUGAUGGGAAACUUGCAAGUAGUAUUGCCUUUACAUAUAAUGCUAAGGCCACUGAUGCUCAACUUUGCCUGGAAUCAUCACCAAAGGAAAAUGCAUCAAUUUUUGUGCAUUCCCCACAUGCUCUCAUGCUCCAGGAUGUGAAAGCUAUAGUAACACAUUCAAUUCAUAGUGCAAUUCAUUCAAUUGGAGGGAUUCAAGUGCUUUUCCCACUUUUUGCCCAACUCGACAAUCGGCAGCUCAAUGAUAGUCAAGUGGAAACAACUGUCUGUGCUACUCUUUUGGCAUUCCUGGUUGAACUACUUAAAAGUUCAGUAGCCAUGCAAGAACAGAUGCUGGGUGGAAAAGGCUUUUUAGUCAUUGGCUACUUACUUGAAAAGUCAUCACGAGUUCAUAUAACUAGAGCUGUCUUGGAGCAAUUUUUAUCCUUUGCAAAAUACCUUGAUGGUUUAUCUCAUGGAGCACCUUUGCUAAAGCAGCUUUGUGAUCACAUUUUAUUCAACCCAGCCAUCUGGAUACAUACACCUGCAAAGGUUCAACUUUCCCUAUAUACUUAUUUGUCUGCUGAAUUUAUUGGAACUGCUACCAUCUACACUACCAUACGCAGGGUAGGAACAGUAUUACAGCUAAUGCACACGUUAAAAUAUUACUACUGGGUCAUGAAUCCUGCCGACAGUAGUGGCAUUACGCCUAAAGGAUUAGAUGGUCCCCGGCCAUCACAAAAAGAAAUUAUAUCACUACGAGCAUUUAUGCUACUUUUUCUGAAACAGCUCAUACUAAAGGACCGAGGUGUCAAGGAAGAUGAACUUCAGAGUAUAUUAAAUUACUUACUUACAAUGCAUGAGGAUGAAAAUAUUCAUGAUGUGUUACAGUUACUAGUGGCUUUAAUGUCAGAACACCCAGCCUCAAUGAUACCAGCAUUUGAUCAAAGAAAUGGAAUAAGGGUGAUCUACAAAUUAUUGGCUUCUAAAAGUGAAAGUAUUUGGGUUCAAGCUCUGAAGGUUCUAGGAUACUUUCUGAAGCAUUUAGGUCACAAGAGAAAAGUUGAGAUUAUGCAUACCCACAGUCUUUUCACUCUUCUUGGAGAAAGGUUGAUGUUGCAUACAAACACUGUGACUGUCACCACAUACAACACACUUUAUGAGAUCUUGACAGAGCAAGUGUGUACACAAGUUGUACACAAACCACAUCCAGAGCCAGAUUCUACAGUGAAAAUUCAGAAUCCAAUGAUUCUUAAGGUGGUGGCAACUUUGUUAAAAAACUCUACACCAAGUGCAGAACUUAUGGAAGUUCGUCGUUUAUUUUUAUCUGACAUGAUAAAACUUUUCAGUAACAGCCGUGAAAAUAGAAGGCAAGUCACUUAUGAAGCACAUAAGGAAUAUCUAGCCAAAAUGUAUGAAGAAUAUCAAAGACAAGAGGAGGAGAACAUUAAAAAGGGGAAAAAAGGGAACGUGAGCACGAUCUCUGGUCUUUCAUCACAGACAACAGGAGCAAAAGGUGGAAUGGAAAUUCGAGAGAUAGAAGAUCUUUCGCAAAGCCAGAGCCCUGAAAGUGAGACAGAUUACCCUGUCAGCACAGAUACUCAAGACUUACUCUUGUCAACAAAAGUGUCAGAUGAUAUUCUGGGACAUUCAGAUAGACCGGGAAGUGGUGUACAUGUGGAAGUUCAUGAUCUUUUAGUUGAUAUAAAAGCAGAGAAAGUGGAAGCAACAGAAGUAAAGCUUGAUGAUAUGGAUUUAUCACCAGAGACUUUAGUAGGUGGAGAGAAUGGUGCCCUUGUGGAGGUCGAAUCUUUGUUGGAUAAUGUAUAUAGUGCUGCUGUUGAGAAACUCCAAAACAAUGUACAUGGAAGUGUUGGUAUCAUUAAAAAAAAUGAAGAAAAGGAUAAUGGGCCAUUGAUAACAUUAGCAGAUGAGAAAGAAGAACUUCCUAAUAGUAGUACAUCAUUUCUCUUUGAUAAAAUACCCAAACAGGAGGAGAAACUUCUUCCUGAACUUUCUAGCAAUCACAUUAUUCCAAAUAUUCAGGACACACAAGUACAUCUUGGCGUUAGUGAUGACCUUGGAUUGCUUGCUCAUAUGACUGGUAGUGUAGACUUAACUUGUACAUCAAGUAUAAUAGAAGAAAAAGAGUUCAAAAUCCAUACAACUUCAGAUGGAAUGAGCAAUAUUUCUGAAAGAGACUUAGUGUCAGCAACUAAGGGGUUAGAGUAUGCUGAAAUGACUGCCACAACUCUGGAAACUGAGUCUUCUGGUAGCAAAAUUGUACCAAAUAUUGAUGCAGGAAGUAUAAUUUCAGAUACUGAGAGAUCUGACGACGGCAAAGAAUCAGGAAAGGAAAUCCGAAAAAUCCAGACGACUACUACCACACAAGCUGUUCAGGGUCGGUCUGUCACCCAACAAGACCGAGAUCUCCGAGUUGAUUUAGGAUUUAGAGGAAUGCCAAUGACUGAGGAGCAGCGGCGCCAGUUCAGCCCCGGUCCACGUACUACCAUGUUUCGGAUUCCUGAGUUUAAAUGGUCUCCAAUGCACCAGCGGCUUCUCACUGAUUUGUUAUUUGCAUUAGAAACAGAUGUACAUGUUUGGAGAAGCCAUUCUACAAAGUCUGUAAUGGAUUUUGUCAAUAGCAAUGAAAAUAUUAUUUUUGUACAUAACACAAUUCACCUCAUUUCCCAAAUGGUAGACAACAUCAUCAUUGCUUGUGGAGGAAUUUUACCUUUGCUAUCUGCUGCUACAUCACCAACUACGGAAUUGGAAAAUAUCGAAGUGACACAAGGCAUGUCAGCUGAGACAGCAGUAACUUUCCUCAGCCGACUGAUGGCUAUGGUUGAUGUACUUGUGUUUGCCAGCUCCCUAAAUUUUAGUGAGAUUGAAGCUGAAAAAAACAUGUCUUCUGGAGGUUUAAUGCGACAGUGCCUAAGACUAGUUUGUUGUGUUGCUGUGAGAAACUGUUUAGAAUGUCGGCAAAGACAGAGGGACAGGGGGAACAAAUCUUGCCAUGGAAGCAGUAAACCUCAAGAAGUUCCCCAAAGUGUGACUGCCACAGUAACUUCAAAGACUCCAUUAGAAAAUGUUCCAGGUAACCUUUCUCCUAUUAAGGAUCCCGAUAGACUUCUUCAGGACGUUGAUAUCAAUCGCCUUCGUGCUGUUGUUUUUCGGGAUGUGGAUGAUAGCAAGCAGGCACAGUUCUUAGCUCUGGCUGUUGUUUACUUCAUUUCGGUUCUGAUGGUUUCCAAGUAUCGGGAUAUACUAGAACCCCAGCGAGAGACUGCAAGAACUGGAAGCCAACCAGGUAGAAACAUCAGACAAGAAAUAAAUUCGCCAACAAGUACAGUUGUGGUCAUACCAUCUAUCCCUCAUCCAAGUUUGAACCAUGGAUUCCUUGCCAAGUUAAUCCCUGAGCAGAGCUUUGCCCACUCAUUUUACAAAGAAACACCUGCUGCAUUUCCAGAUACUAUAAAGGAAAAAGAAACACCAACUCCUGGUGAAGAUAUUCAGGUAGAAAGUUCAAUUCCUCAUACAGAUUCAGGAAUUGGAGAGGAACAAGUGGCUAGCAUCCUGAAUGGAGCAGAAUUAGAGGCUAAUACAGGCCCUGAUGCCAUGAGUGAACUCUUAUCUACCUUGUCAUCUGAAGUGAAGAAAUCACAGGAGAGUUUAACUGAAAAUCCCACUGAAAUGUUGAAGCCUGCACCAUCCAUAUCUAGCAUUAGUCAAACCAAAGGAAUCAAUGUCAAGGAAAUAUUGAAAAGUCUUGUGGCUGCCCCAGUUGAAAUUGCAGAAUGUGGCCCUGAACCUAUCCCGUAUCCAGAUCCAACAUUGAAGAGAGAAACACAAGCUAUUCUUCCUAUGCAGUUUCAUUCCUUUGACAGAAGUGUGGUGGUGCCUGUGAAGAAGCCUCCUCCAGGUAGCUUAGCUGUAACCACUGUGGGAGCCACUACUGUUGGAAGUGGACUGCCAACAGGCAGUACCUCUAAUAUAUUUGCUGCUACUGGAGCUACACCAAAAAGUAUGAUUAAUACAACAGGUGCCGUGGAUUCAGGGUCCUCCUCCUCUUCCUCCUCUUCUAGUUUUGUGAAUGGUGCUACCAGCAAAAACCUUCCAGCUGUACAAACUGUUGCUCCAAUGCCAGAAGAUUCAGCUGAAAACAUGAG
This is a messenger RNA of Galeopterus variegatus (Sunda flying lemur), 5327 nucleotides long. RefSeq names its product neurobeachin. Gene Ontology annotation, molecular function: protein kinase binding. Gene Ontology annotation, biological process: intracellular protein localization. Gene Ontology annotation, cellular component: membrane; cytosol. The annotation marks the transcript as partial. The record is from RefSeq and is a predicted model, not a curated record. The transcript has 31 exons. Lineage: Eukaryota; Metazoa; Chordata; Mammalia; Dermoptera; Cynocephalidae.